Pelagomonas calceolata is the source of this 1693-nucleotide messenger RNA. The record is from the annotation of a GenBank genome assembly. Lineage: Eukaryota; Pelagophyceae; Pelagomonadales; Pelagomonadaceae.
CCCUCCGACACACAGCCAAACUCGAGCGACGCGCUGCGUACGCACGGCGGCCCGACGCCGGCGCAGCGGGCGCGCCCGGGCGCCAAGAAUCACACCAAGUGGUGCAGGGACCAGGCACGCCGCCGGGGCUGCCUGUGCGGGCGAUCCCACCCCCUUGACCCAGCAUGAGCAAUAUACUCAAAAAGAUCCUGCCGCGGGCGCUGCAGGCCACGGGCAGCCCCACGGACCUGGAGUCCACCUGGGCCCAGCAGGAGGCCCUGCCGCCGUCCGUGGCCGCGGAUAAACUGCUGACGGAGACGUGCGUCGGGCCGUACGAGGUGCUGAGGCGGCUGGGCGACGGCGAGUUUUCGACGGUCGUGGAGUGUAGGAAGGCGGACAAUCCCGAGACGUACGCGCUCAAGGUCAUCGGCAAGGCCAAGGUCCAGAGGCACUCGUCGAUACUGAAAUCGAAGCGGAACAUCAGCCGCGUCAAUCGGGAAGUCAGGGCCAUGCGCGCGGCGAACCACGCGGGGAUCUGUCGGUUGUUCGACGUGAUGCAGACGCCGUCGCACAUCUACCUCGUGCUGGAGAAGGGCGACCGGGACUUGUAUGCAUUGAUAGACGACUACCCGGGCGGCUGCCCCGAGAAUGUGGUGAAGAGCGCGACGCGGAUCUUGGUCUUAGCGUUGCGCCAUUGCCACAACGCGAAGAUCGCUCAUAGGGAUAUCAAGCCCGAGAACAUCCUCGUGUGCGGCGACCCGCACACGUGGCACCAGAACCCCGACGCCGGCAUUGUUAAAUUAUGCGAUUUCGGAUUGUGUGCGGACAUCCCGGAGGACGGCGCGCUGCUCCAGGACUUCGUGGGCAGCCCGGGCUUCUUCGCGCCGGAACUGUUGCAACGGCCGGCGUACGACGGCGCUAGAGCUGACUUAUUCUCGUUGGGCGCGGUCAUGGUCGAGCUGAUUUUUGGGCAUGAUUUCUUCGGGGCCGUCUGGUACCCGGCAUACGAGGAUUUAUUGAAGGUAGAUCGCUUCGCCGCGGCCAUAGCAGAUGCGGUGGCGAGAGUGCGCUGCGGGUCGAAUGAACGGCCGCCUCUGGAGCCGCCCCUCCAGGCUUUGCUCAACGGUUUGCUGGAGGUCGUGCCCGAGCGCCGAAAAACCGUCGAAGAGCUGUGUCAUGAAGAAUGGUUCGAGCUCAUGCGGGGCGGCCCCGACCAGGCGUCGCUCCUGCGCUUGACCUUCGACCACUCGCGGCCCUCGGCGGGCGAAAAGCCCGCGAAGCAUAGGGCGCGGAGCAAAGCGCAGACGCUGCGGGGGUCCAGUGCCGCUUUGGCGGCGGCCGCCGCGGCGCCGGCGCCCGCGGACGCCGCGAAGCCGCCCUUCGUGCGCAAGGUCACGCCGCCGCCCGACGCGAUCCUCGAGGCCGCGCCGCCGCCCCGGGAGGGGCGCGUCGUCUCGCCGCAGCCGCGCGGCAGCCUCGGUUGAAAAAAACACGGGCGCGGGGCCCCAGGCCCGCGCCCCACCCGGCCUACCUGCCGGAGACCGGCCUACCUGCCGGAGACCACGGUCGCCUCGUCGACCCUUUCUCUAUCGCCAGCCGUUUUAUCGACAUCAACCGCCGGCGUGCUGUACAUUACUCCUGUAUAAGCCAUCGAUAUACACCACACCAACCCGUGAACUUGAAAUGUUAAAUCUUAGCAUCCCGGGGACCCCCC